CACCACCACCAUCAACUGUGCACCACGUCUCUCCUUCCAACAUACGGGGAACGAGAAACUCUUACAAGAGAGGGAAAGAGAGAAAAAAGAACCUUAUAACGAGCCAAACUGAACCCGCUGUUUGGGAGUUUUCUUCCUACUGCUAAUCUAACAGUUCUUUUGCGCAGAGGGAGAUCAUGUUUCGAGCGCAGCAGAAUGAGUUUGACGAUGUCGUCGCUAAGGCGACCGACGAGACUUUGACCUCGGAAAACUGGGGGUAUAUGAUGGACGCUUGGGAGAAGAUUAAUGAUUCUGGAGAGAAUGGGCCCAAGAAUUCUGUCGCGGCAUUGAUAAAGAGACUCGCUCAUCGGAAUGCUGAUGUUCAACUUUAUACACUUGAGCUCGCCAACGCUUUUUCUCAAAAUUGUGGUCCCAAGAUGCACCGGGAACUUGCAUCAAGGUCGUUCACCGAGGCGCUGUUACGGCUUGCUGGUGAUCGGAAUACUCACCAAAAGGUCAAGACGAAGAUUCUGGAGCGAAUGGCGGAGUGGUCGGAGAUGUUUUCGAAGGAGCCAGAUCUUGGCAUUAUGGACCAAGCUUAUAACAAACUUAAAUCUCAGAAUCCUACUAUCCAAGCGCCAUCAAAGCCGCACAAGAAAGAAAUUACUGAUGUUGACAGGCAAAAGGAGGAGGAGGAGCUUCAAAUGGCGCUGGCUAUAUCGUUAAAAGAUCGGACUGCACAAGGGGUAGCUGCUGCGAAGGCCACUCAACAACCCGCUGGCUCUGGUCAGCCGUCUCAAGCUCAAGGCCAAGCUGGGCCUUCGCAGGUAGCGCCGCAUACCACGGCUGCUACUGUCUCGCGAGUCCGUGCUCUCUUCGAUUUCGUUCCUUCUGAAGCUGGAGAGCUUGCUUUUAGGAAAGGCGAUAUUAUCGCCGUGCUCGAGUCUGUCUACAAGGAUUGGUGGAAGGGCUCUUUACGAGGCCAGACCGGAAUUUUCCCGUUAAACUAUGUUGAGAAAUUAUCGGAUCCUACUCCUGAAGAAGUUCAAAGGGAGGCGCAGAUGGAGGCAGAGGUUUUCGCUGAGAUUAAGAAUGUGGAGAAGCUGCUAGCUCUAUUGAGUACUACCAGUGUAGAUACCAAUGUUCAGGAUAAUGAGGAGAUUACGACCUUGUAUCACCAGACGCUUGCUAUUCGCCCAAAGCUUAUCGAACUUAUCGGAAAGUACUCGCAGAAGAAAGAUGACUUUAUGUCCUUGAACGAGAAGUUUAUCAAGGCUAGGAAGGAUUACGAAUCUCUGCUGGAGACAUCUAUGGCCCAACCAGCUUCUCACUAUGGUCGGCCAAAUCAAAGUCCAUACAACUACGGAGGCGAUGCCUAUCCGACCGGUGGUGGAGAGCCUGGUAGGUAUUACACGCCUGCUCCCCAACAUAAUGCCGCAUCUCCAUCCAAUGCCCAUCCCACUUUCGCCCCACCCCAACAGAAGCCUACGGGAGCUCCAUAUCCGGGAGGACGUCGCACAAGUAAUACCUUUUACCCUCCACAAGGCGAUAGCCUUGACAAUCCAUCCCAUGCAGGAGGCGCACCAUUUUAUGUUGUUGGGCAGGCUCCACCUGGUACACAGCUGCCCGGUCGUCAGGGUCCUUCUAGCCCAUCUAUGCCCUCUGCGGACUUUCAUCCUCAGAGGCCCCACCCUAGCCAUACGCCUUCAGGGUCCGGUGCACCUCCAACGGAUGGCCCGUCCCAGCCUCAAGAAUUGGCAACCUCGGCAUAUGAUUCACCCAUGGAGAGUCGACCACCGGGUGGAGGUUUCAACCCGCAGCCAUCCAAAUUACAGUCUACGGAUAGACCACACUCUCCAAAGGCCCCUGGCCAACCCUCGUACACCGGCUAUCAUUACCAACCCCAAUCAAGGCCUCUAUCGGCCGGUACGAAUUCUAACCAACCGUACCCAGAGUCCAGUGGGCCGCCGUCCGUAUACCCAAGCCAGCCAUACCCGUCUCUUACCCCUCAGUCCACUACUCCAGGAGGAACUAGCAACCCUUCGACGCCGUACAAUACCUAUAGCUCCCCUGCAGUCGGUGCUCCACCCCAACCGAACAACAAUGAACUAUUCCUACCACCGGGAAGCAGGGCUCAGAGUUAGUUGGUUGGAUCGUCCAGUAUUUAUCUGGUCGAUUAGUUAGUUAGUCGUCUAGUUUUACCGUGUUCCAAUUAGUCUGUAAUAUCGGCGUUCGUGCGCUGUCUGUCUGUCUGUCUGUCUUGUCUGUCUCUUCUGUUUGAAAAGAACUGGAACUGGGAGUGAUUACUUUGUAGUAGCCGCAGGGAUUGGCUUUGACUGGAUUGAUGGGAUGGCAUAUGGUAGGCGAAUAGAGAUAGGGCUUUUUUGAUUUUUCUUUUUGAUUUUUCUUUUACUUUUUUUCCUUCUCCAUCGAUUUUCUUGAGUGCUCUGGCUGCUUUGUUUGUUUGUCUGGACGAUGGACGAUUCGGUUUGAAAAAGGCGAUUUUACUCGUUCAUUUAUUUUCAAUUUCAUAAAAUCAUUUGAUCUCA
This is a messenger RNA of Tuber melanosporum (Perigord truffle), 2528 nucleotides long. RefSeq lists its product as uncharacterized. Gene Ontology annotation, biological process: protein transport to vacuole involved in ubiquitin-dependent protein catabolic process via the multivesicular body sorting pathway. Bases 177 to 2123 code for a protein of 648 amino acids. Gene Ontology annotation, cellular component: ESCRT-0 complex. Gene Ontology annotation, molecular function: phosphatidylinositol binding; ubiquitin binding. The record is from RefSeq and is a predicted model, not a curated record. The transcript has 9 exons. Lineage: Eukaryota; Fungi; Ascomycota; Pezizomycetes; Pezizales; Tuberaceae.